AGCGGCGGAGCGGCGCUGUUUGCGGGCUCCUCCGGAACAGCGCCCCUGGCGGCCGGGAGGGCGAUGGCCGUGCAAAGGGGGGCGUCUCCGGGACCGUGGGUUCGAGACCCAACCCGGCCGCACCGCUGUGGGCCCUUGAGCAGGUGGCUCCGCCAGUCCAGCGCUCUUGGCCGUGGGGAGGACGAGCUCUGAGCGACUUACGGGAGUUAGACGUGCAAAGCGCCCAGCGCUGCCAGGAGUCUGAGGUCAGCUCGGACUUUGUACCCAGGGCCCUGGCCGGCAGAGAGGUCGGGGCUGGGUGACCCUGGCCCCGGGGCAGGGGCCAGGCUGGAGGACAGAGGUGGACUUCCUGGGUUGGGCUCCCAGGCCGUGGACAGCGGACUCUGACCCCGGGGCCCGGGGGGUGCUGUCCUCCGCCUCCCCCAGUAUUGUCCCCGGCGUUGUGGCCGCCGGCAUGGUGCUUCGCGGGCGCGUGGCCCUCCUGGCCGUGCUGUUGGCUGCUGGCUCUCUGGGCCGCUGGGCACAGAAGCCCCGCGGGGCCCCAUCUGCCAUCAGCGCCAUCCAGCCCAAGGCCAGCUUUGACGCUCAGCAGUUUGCAGGAACAUGGCUUCUGGCGGCAGUGGGCUCGGCCUGCCACUUCCUGCAGGAGCAGGGGCACCAGGCGGAGGCCACGGCGCUGCAUGUGGCCCCCCAGGGCGCAGCCAUGGCCGUCAGCACCUUCCGCAAGCUGGAUGGGAUCUGUUGGCAGGUGCGCCAGCUCUAUGGAGCCACGGGGGCCCCUGGCCGCUUCCUGCUCCCAGCCCGGGGGCCCCGGGGUGCCGUGCACGUGGUCGUGGCUGAGACAGACUACCACGGCUUUGCCGUCCUCUACCUGGAGCGGGCACGGCAGCUGUCGCUGAAGCUGUACGUGCGCUCCCUGCCCGUGAGCGACUCCGUGCUGGACGCCUUCGAGCAGCGGGUGGCACAGGCCAACCUGACCCAGGACCAGGUCCUGUUCUUCCCCACAUACGGUUUCUGCGAGGCCGCGGACCAGUUCCACAUCCUGGACGAGGUGAGGCGGUGAGGCCGGCGCCCAGGACCAGAGGCCCCUGGGCUCCCAAGGACGCCCUCCCCUUGGAAGCUGCCCCCACCCUGAAGCCUGCAUGCCCGGGGGUGGCGCCGCCUUCUUAAUAAACAUGUGACUCA
Molecule: messenger RNA, 1185 nt
Organism: Lepus europaeus (European hare)
Lineage: Eukaryota; Metazoa; Chordata; Mammalia; Lagomorpha; Leporidae
Gene: C8G
Product: complement C8 gamma chain
Exons: 7
Coding region: 455-1063 (202 amino acids)
Biological process (GO): complement activation
Cellular component (GO): membrane attack complex
Source: RefSeq, a predicted model, not a curated record